Molecule: messenger RNA, 5945 nt
Organism: Nymphaea colorata (pocket water lily)
Lineage: Eukaryota; Viridiplantae; Streptophyta; Magnoliopsida; Nymphaeales; Nymphaeaceae
Product: pentatricopeptide repeat-containing protein At5g65560
Exons: 4
Coding region: 422-3127 (901 amino acids)
Molecular function (GO): protein binding
Source: RefSeq, a predicted model, not a curated record
GCAGCGAGCCGUGUCUGGACUACACUCUUCUGUGUUCGGACUUUCCUCAAACGAGUCAACAAUCCGCCUCGUUGAUUUCUUCUCUUUGAAGGCGACGUGAGAGAGAAAGAGAGAGAGAGAGAGUCGUGGUCGUCUUCACGGCCGAUUCGAAGCAGCCGCCAAUACGUUCUUUCCCACGCCCUUUCACGACCCACUCUAUUUCGCACUGAAGUAUUCUAUCCCAUGAAUUUUUCAUGGCUAUCACCCAUAGCAGAAUCGAAUGUGGUAGACAAACAUAUUCAUUUUUCAUCCCCUUGAACAAAUAUUUGUCUAGCGCUCGUCGUAUCCGCCGAAGAUUUCCGUCUCCCGAUGCCGUUUUUUCCUCAAUUGAAGACGCUUGGAUCGAUCUUUCUUCAGUAGCCAUGUCAUCAGAAACAGCAAGAUGAGAAUGCUCAAACUCAUCAGACCAUGUGAGUAUAACAUUCUCUUUCUUGGUUGUGCAAGAUCGAUAUCUUCCUUUGCUGCAUCGUUUCAGACCCCAGAUGGGGAUUCUGUUGAUUUGGCAAGCCAAGUAGCGUCGAUUAUCAAGCGACCCACUUGGCAGAAGAACCCAUCCCUGAAGAACCUAGCUGCUUCAUUGACCCCUAUUCACGUAUCUACCAUUCUGCAGCAGCAUCUUGAUGCUAAAACGGCAUUGGAUUUCUUUACUUGGAUUGGUAACAAGCCUGGUUACAAGCACGACAUUCGAUCUCAUAUUGCUUUGCUCGACCGCCUCGUUCCUGCCGGGCUUCUCGGAGUGGCCGAUAAGAUCCGGGUGUCGAUGAUCAAAUCUUGUGAUACUGAGGAUGACAUUCGUUUUGUUGUCGAUGUUUUGAAGAAGUUGAAUGAUGAGGGCAGCUUUAAAAUGUCGCUUCGGAGCUACAAUAAUUUGCUCAUGGGAUUGGGGAGGUUUGAAUUGAUUGAAUUGAUGAAGACUUUCUAUCUAAAGAUGGUAGGGAGUGGAAUUACACCGAAUAUUUAUACAUAUAAUACUAUGAUCAACGCGUAUUGCAAGGCAGCCGAUGUCCCUGAAGCUAUGGUGUAUUUCAGCUAUAUAAUUCAAGCUGGUCUGAGUCCAGAUACAUUCACAUACACGUCCUUAAUGUUAGGUCAUUGCCGGAACAACAAUUUGGAGCAGGCGAAGAAGAUAUUUUCUGUGAUGCCAAAGAAGGGUUGCGAAAGGAAUGUGGUAACUUACAAUGUGCUUAUCCAUGGUUUAUGUGAUUCAGGCGAAUUGGAUGAGUCCUUCAGCUUAUUUUCGCAGAUGGUGGAAGAAGGAUGCCAGCCCAAUGUUCGAACUUAUACGAUUCUCAUGGUAGCAUUGUGUGAUUCGUUGAGGAUGGAUGAGGCGUUCAAAUUGUUGAAAGAAAUGGUUGAGAAGGGAGUAAAGCCAAACAUUCAUACGUACACGGUACUUAUCGAUAGCCUUUGCAGGGGUAAUAAACUUGACGAGGCAAGCAAAUUACUGAAUGAGAUUGCUGAGAAUGGAUUGAGACCAGGUGUUGUCACUUACAAUGCUUUGAUUUAUGGUUACUGCCAGGAAGCAAGACUUGAUGAGGCAUUUCAGGUUCUUGAAAUGAUGAGAUUGAAUGAUUGUGCUCCAAACUCUCGUACUUAUAACGAGCUAAUAUGUGGACUCUGCAAAGUGCAAAACGUGCACAAAGCAAUGGGUUUAUUUAGUAAGAUGCUCGACAGUGGCUUGCUUCCCAGUGUGGUAACUUUCAACUCUUUGAUACAUGGGCAGUGUAGGGAGGGUCAUAUCGAUAGUGCUCUCCGACUGCUGAGUUUGAUGUCUGGAAAUGGCAUUUCUGCUGAUCAGUGGACAUAUUCUACAUUGAUAGAUGCCCUUUGCAAGGCUGGAAGAGUGAAGGAAGCACACAAGCACUUCCUUUCUCUGACAGAGAAAAGUGUGAAGGCAAAUGAGGUGAUCUAUACUGCAUUAAUUCAUGGCAACUGUAAAGUAGGAAAAACAGAGAAUGCAUUAUUGCUGCUGGAGAAAAUGAUUGCUGAUGGUUGUGGUCCAAACUCUUACACAUACAACGCCUUGAUAGGUGGCCUGUGUGAGGAAAACAAACAGCAGGAAGCUUAUUUAUUAUUGAAAAAGAUGUUGGAGUUGGGGACAAAACCGACUAUUGUAACUUAUACGAUCCUUAUAGAUGAGCUAUGCAAAGAAGGUAAGUUAAAACAUGCACUGGCAGUUUUUGGUCUGUUAUUUUCCACAGGAUGUCGACCAGAUGUGCGGGUUUAUACUGUAUUUAUUUGUGCAUACCUCAGAGAAGGUAAGGUGGUGGAAGCAGAGGAGGUUAUGUUGAAAAUGAGAAAUGAGGGAGUUUCACCUGAUGUGGUGACAUACAACACCUUAAUAGAUGGAUAUGGUAAAUUGGGCUUGAUCCACGAUGCUUUUGCUUCUUUGAAAAGUAUGAGGGAGGCUGGAUGCUGUCCUGAUUGCCUGACAUAUGAGUUUUUAGCCAAACAUUUCUUCCACACUCUGCAAAUUGGUGCACCAUUGCAGAAGUUGGAUACAUCCUCAUCCUUAGACUCUAUAGACUUGGAUAACUUGUGGAAGACAAUAAAAUAUGAGCAUGUGCUAAUCCUUUUGGAGAAAAUGUUGCAACAUGGAUGCUCUCCUGAUAUCCAUACUUAUGAUGUCCUUAUAGCUGGAUUUUGCAGCGGAGCUAGAUUAGAAGAGGCAGAAGCAUUAGUUAGUUACAUGGAAGGCAAAUGUUUGUCUCCCGAUGAAGAUAUUUACAUUUCUCUUAUUAAUGGUUCAUGUGGAACUAGACUGUAUAGCAAAGCUUUAAUAUUUAUGAACAAGAUGAUUGCGUCUGGUUAUUUGCCACAUUUGCUAACUUACAAGCUGCUUAUCUGUGGACUUUGCGAUGAAGGAAAUAUUGAUACUGCCAAAAAGUUGUUUUGUAGUUUGCUUGAAAGUGAAUAUAAUAAAGAUGAAAUUGCAUGGAAAAUUUUGAUUGAGGGAUUCAUUAAGAGAGGAUAUCCAGAUAUAUGCUCUGAUAUGCUGCGGAUUAUGGAGGACAAGGGCUGUCAACUUGAUCCUCUAACAUAUGACUUACUGAUUGCAGAACUGUCUGACAAUGAAGAAGAGAAGUGAGAAUGCUGAAACUGAUAAGCUAUCAUCUUCCAUUCCUCCUUUACACAAGGAGUUUUUCCUUCUCAGUUAAAUGGCAGAAGGUGCAAGCGUUUCCUGCUCAUUCAGUAGAAAAUGGGUUUACUCAUAGAACUUCAUUUUCAUUUCUGAAAGGAGGAUUCCUUUGCAUUUGCUGGUGGCUGCGGUGAAAGCAUGUGCUAGUAUGACACAUUUCAGCUUUGCUACCGAUGAGAUGGCAACCACCAACUUUCUGAAUCAUUCAAUCACCAACAGAAACCAUUGACAAUUCACUCGUCAAUGCAUUCUUGCCAGUAAUGAGGCCCUAAAGGGUCAUGUUUAAAGUAUAUCAAAACAAGCUGGAUGGUGUGUGCCUCAGUAUGCUCAACAGAAUUCCAUCUGGGAUCUUCUUUGGAAAAAGAGCUUUUGUUAUUGGAGCAGGUUUGGCAAAAGUCUGUCAUAGUUGCAGGAGAGGAAGAAGUAAGAUAUGUGACUCCAAAUUAUCUUCUCUGGUAUGAUGUCAAUACAUCUGGUUUUGGAACGCAGAAAAGUUCAAGUUGUUUUUGCCAGUAUGAAUCAGUACUCCAUAUGCAUAAAAGGAUCAACUUCAUUUAAGACAAACUGAUACCCAGAGACCUCUUCUCAGCUUGGUCCUUACAGGCAAGUGCUGAAGCCUCGGCUGAGACUUCCACCUUGAGUAAUAUUUAGGAGCAAGUCAGUUAUCUGCAGAAAAGAAUGUUCUGAGUUCAUCAGGCAGCUGAUGAAUUGUAUGGUUCCUUAUCUUGGCUGGCCUUUUCUUCUAAAGUUUUAGGGCAGUGCAAUGCUCUUUAUGAAUGUACGAAUUGGAAAAAUAAAAUACAAGUCAUGGAGAACAAGGGUGAAACCCAUGGAUAUUGUUCUAGAGAAAGUAAUACAAUUAAAAUUCAAGUUUCAUAAGGAGUGUCUCUCUCCAUGCUUUGAAGUCUGACAUUUUCAGAACACUUAUUCUGCUGACGGAAAAGAUCAACAGAGACACUGUCAAAUCUUUUCUCUAUGUCCACACGUUUCAUGGAUCUCUCAUAAUUUUGUGGAUUGACAUAAGUUCUGAUCUAUCUGAAGAAUCCAGAUCAUUAAGGAGCAUGUAAACCUGGUUCAUCCUUGUUCUGGCAUCUUCCUUCUGGUUAUCAAACAAAAACAAUUGCAGCUGCAAAUACACUUGUCGAGAUUGGUUUUUCUAAUCGAUUUCAGCACCCAAAAAAUAUGUUGAAAUAUGUUUGUAACACUUAAGUUUGUUUGAAGUAUGCUUAAUAUAUUUAUAGGGAUUGGGUCUGCUAUGUGGAUAACAAAUUGUUCAGAGCAAGUUUAUCAUCUAUGUAUGCUAAUUGAUGUCUGAGUGGAAGAGAUUACGAGGAUGCCAAGAGCUUGAUUGGAAAGGAGAUUCAUGGGCCUCAUGGAGGAGACACAUUCAGAUUCCAAAUCAUGUUAGCAAUUAAUCUGCUCUUGAAUAGGAGUUUAAGAUUCAAGUCAAGGAAGACCAUGAGUGAGUUAAAGCAUGAGAGCGGUUAUGCCUGCAUGAAACUUCCCAGCACAAAGUGUCCUUUUCAGCAAACCCAAAGUUAUGUUCAUUUAGCUUCUACGGUAGCUUUCAUAAGAUUUAGCUGUCGUUCCAAAUUAAGUUGAAAGACGUAGCCACUCCAGAAUAAAAACUGAUGUUGCAUAGACAUGGGGAGCUUGUAGAAGUCCUUUAGGAGAACCUGGUAAUCUAGCAUGCAGCCUAGAGUGAGGCAGCAAUUUAGCAUCUUCAACCAAAACCAAAACUGAAGGUUGCGAGUCUUCUUUAGCUCCUUGUUGAUUUUGAUAAUGUUCGGCAUAUUAUGGACACUUUCCAGGUGGCAACUAUUAUUUUCACAGUAGAGAAGGUGGUGCUAAAGACCUCAACUGUAGCAAGUGGGGAUGAGCAUCAUGCCUGCCUUAGGAUGUCAACUCGUACAAGUCCAGAAAGCACUUCCUGUCAAACCCUUUAAUGAGGCCACCCUUGGAGGAGAAAUCAUAUGCAACUUCGGCCAUUAUAAAUACAUUAGAUCAAGCAUCUGAACAUCACGGCUUGCAGAGUCACUGCUUGUAGAUGAUGACACGCGGCUAUGUUUGGCAGAUUAGAGAAUACACUGGAGUUGUCUACAGAUGGUGAUCUGGGACUAUUGCCUGCAACACCAUGAUCAUAUAAUACAGGUGCUACUGCACCAGCAAAAUGUCAUGCUGUUGAGUCGCCAUUGAGAAACCUUGAACAUUUGGUGGUGAUGAUGAUUAUACCUCAUGCACAUGACUCAUUGAUUGUCACCAGAUAGUUUUCAAUCGAACUCUAGGUUACUUGGACGAUGGGUAUCUAAUUUAAUGAAAGGAGAACACUUUGGAGCACAACAGAAGAUGGUUGAAGUUGCAGUAAACAUUUCUGAGUUCGUAACGAGUAUUCUUCCUUGAAGAUCAAUAUUCUCUUAUUCUUUUAGUGCUACGUUUGGCAUUGCCAAGAUCCUCUUCUGUGCUUCAUGCCUUAAAAUGCGCAAUGCACUUGGUAAUUAGUUCAUGACAAGUUCAAAAUUUGAGAAAAAGAUGUUUAAUGUAAAGUGGAUGGUCAAUGAAUAAAAACUAAUAUAGGUGGAAAGUUGGUUUUCUGGUGUUGUAUAGUCAUUGACAGCAUUCUCUGCUCCCUUUCCAAAUACAUGGUGAAGUGACGGAUCCCAAUACGAUUUGAUUCACCUUUGUUACUGAAUCCCUAGGGAAAGGAGAGCAAAAUAUCCAGAUGUACAUUGUUCAAUGUAGCCGGUAAAUUGGUCAAUUCUUCAUAUUC